Messenger RNA from Vitrella brassicaformis, 1576 nucleotides. The record is from the annotation of a GenBank genome assembly. NCBI's taxonomy places the organism in Eukaryota, Vitrellaceae.
CACAGAUGGACAACCACAGCUUAGCUUAUUCGGUUGGUCCGCAACACCGGCUGGAGGAGGGAGGCAUCAGUCCAUCUCUGCAAGGGAACUGACGCUGCCACCUACGAUGGCUGUCGUCCUGGACCCAUCGACCCUCUCGUACUCAGAAUUCGUCAAGCGCUUCAUGCUGUCUGGAAGGCCUGUGCUCAUCAAGGGCCUCUGCGCCGACUGGGGUGCAAAUCAGCAGUGGACCACUGACGGUCUGCCCGACUUUGCCAAGCUUAAGCGCCUCCCUGAUGUGAGAGUACCGGUGGUGCAUUCUUCCGGAGGAGAUUACCAGUGCUCAGAGAUGAAUCUGCAUGAGUUUCUCUGCUACUGGGAGAGGAGGCGGGACGCUGCUGCUUCCUCUGAUGAGCCGGAAAUCUACCUGAAGGACUGGCACUAUGUCGAGGAGAUUCUUGGCGGAGAGGGAGAGAGGAGGGCGUCGCUCUAUCCGGUGCCUGUCUACUUCGAGGACGACUGGUUCAACAAGUAUGGGCUGAAGGGGGACUCGGACAUUGAUGACUUUCGAUUCGUCUACUGGGGGCCGCGGGGGACCUGCACACCUGUGCACAUGGACGUCCUGGGCAGCUUCUCAUGGUCAGCCAACAUCUGCGGGCGGAAGAGAUGGCGCUUUUUCCGGCCGGAGCACUCGCACCUCCUUCGUGACCGAUCCGGGCUGCAGACGGUCACCCACCUCGAUUGCUAUGACACAUCGGCCUUCCCUCAUGUGAGGACCGCCCCGGUCGUCGAUGUGGUGCAGGAGGCCGGUGACUGCGUGUUCGUGCCGAGCGGCUGGCACCACCAGGUGGACAACCUGGACGACUGCAUGUCCAUCAAUCACAACUGGGCAGACGCCGCCAACAUCCGGGAGGUGCUGCGGGUGCUCCUGGCCGAUCUGAGGCGUGUCGAGGGCCUCCUGGCGUCUGACCGGGGUCUCUUCGACACCGACGUGGAGUACACUUUGGCGUGCCAGCGGAUUGUGCACGCCAACAAUGGCGUGGAUCUCUAUGGUUUUGUGGCGUUCCUGCUGAGGUGCGUCAGUGGAGAGAUGGAAGCGCAUCGGGCGUUGGGGAACGGAGACGACGCCUCGGUGUCAAAAGUGGAAAGGGCGAUGAAGCUGCUGUCGCUUUAUCGACUGGGGCAUCUGCUGGCCACGCUCGCGAGCGGCGGAUAUGGCCCGACAAGGCCGUCAGGGGGCGACGCUGCUGCACGGAAGGAGGAAAGUUGCUGUGCCGACGUCCUGUCAGCAGUGCGGCUCAUUGCAGACGAGCUGACAAGUGCGUCGGGUGCUGAGCUUCAGGACGAGGUGUGUGCCAUGGCUCGCGCAUCUAAGGGCGAGGCAGUGAGCCUGGGGAAGAAUGAUAAUGAUGACGUAGCACCACCUGCAGUGCGUGGGAUUGAAGAGAUAUGGGGGGCCGUGCGGGCGAGGGGAUGGACUUCUGACGAUUGAUUGAUGUUUAUCCGCGCAUUGCUUUGUUCGCGUGCCUGUCGUCUCACUCAUGAGUGCCCACCUCACCACACAAAGACAAAGACCUUCUUAUAUGAAUAAAAGGAG